UUAACCAAUUUUCAUUAGGCUGAAUGCGCAGGCAAACUAAUGAAACUAACCCAUGCAUUUUUUGUGUGUAGCCUACUGCACAGAUAACAGCGACAUAAUUUAAUAGCAAACACCUAUAACGCCUUGAUUUUAAAUGCAUGAAGCACUCCAAGAUACAGACAAAAUUGUCAAAAGUCUUACAAUUAUCCGUCUCCUGUAAAAGGCCGAGGUUAGAGAACACAACAGGGACGAGAAAAACACCUCCGUAUUUCGUUGAACUUUACUGAAAUGAAUUAAAACAUCAUCAUGAUCAUACAGCCCAGUUUAAACUUUUAGCCCGCAUAAAGAUAAACACUCAAAGCUCAGAGUUUUACCACAUUUACGUCCUUUACUGACAUAAAUCUCAGGAAAACAUCCCGUCACGAUGAACCAAAGUUUCACUUCAGUCAGUUUGCUUUCUUGAAUAAUUUCCUCUUUGAGUCGUAAAAUCUUCAUUCCAAAGCUUUUCACAACACAACAUCAUCUUGAAAUGUAAACCAUUAAGAUUAAAAUCCACCAGUUCGCUCGUACACAACAUCACUACUGUGCGAGCCGAGGCAAUCCUUCCUUCAAUGUGUGUGUGCGCGCGCCUGUGUGAGCGCUCCCCUCCCUUCAAUGUGUGUGCGUGUGCGCGCGUGCGGCUCAGAAUCGCGUGCGAAGAGACCGGCGUGUCAUUCUGUGGAAUCUGCCACCUGAAACACUCAGCAUAUAAAACACACAGACACACACAGAUACACACUGACACACACUGAGAGUGAAUAUUCAUCUGCAUCUACUGCGCUUCAUCAACACACAACAGAUUAAAUAUGAUUCCACCUGGAGAUUGCUUGUAUGCUGGGAGAAAGCGGAGGAAACCCAUCCAAAAACAGAGAAAAUCGGCACCGGUGACUGAAAAAUCGAAUCCAUCAAAACGUCACCGUGACCGUCUGAACGCAGAGCUGGACCGCCUGGCGAGCUUGUUGCCUUUUUCGCCUGAGAUCAUCUCAAAACUGGACAAACUGUCUGUUCUCCGUUUGAGCGUUAGUUAUCUGCGAGUCAAGAGCUUCUUCACCGCUACAGCUGCUCAGGAAAACCUUCAGCAGAAAGAAAAUAACACAACAACAACAACAACCACAUGUGCCCCUGAGAACCAACUACUGUUAGAGUCUUUAGCAGGUUUUGCAUUGGUCGUGAGCAGUGAUGGGAUGGUCUUCUACGCGUCCUCUACCAUAGUCGAUUACCUCGGUUUUCAUCAGACAGAUGUGAUGCAUCAGAACGUGUUUGAUUACAUCCAUGUAGACGAUAGACAGGAGUUCAGACGACAGCUCCAUUGGGCCAUGAACCCCUCACCACAAACGCCUGACCAGACGUCAUCUCCCGGGACGGGUGAGGAUUUUGUGGUCAGCAGAUUGUUUCUGUCUGAAGAAAGCGCUGCCAUUUCUCCUGAGUUCUCCAGCUUCUUAAAUCGUUGUUUUAUCUUAAGGGUUCGCUGUUUACUGGACAGCACAUCUGGAUUUCUAACGAUGCAGUUUCAGGGACGACUGAAGUUUCUUUACGGUCAGAGGAGAAAGAUGACGUCAGGAGCCGGUCUGCCGCCUCAGUUAGCUCUGUUCUGCGUCGCUGUUCCUCUGCUUCUGCCCUCCAUCACGGAGAUGAGGAUGAAGAACACACCCAUGAUGAAGGGCAAACACAGGAACCUCACAUCAUUAGAUCACAAUGACCUAUGUGAUAAUCUCAGACGUCAUUCAGUACUGAGCAAUGGAACGGAGCCGGUCGAUCCAGUACGGCCACACGUGCCCUGGACGCCCCUUUCCAAAGACGACAUCAAGUUCAAGAGUGAAGGUCACUACAGUCAGGAAGAGCCCUUGAACUUCUGCAAGUCAGCAUUGAGCAACCAGAAGUUUACAAACCUGGACAGCACGUGGCCCUCGAGGGGCGCCGUCCGGACCGGUUACGGGUGCCACCUGCAGCCCGGAGCCCGGGCGAGCAAACACGGACACUGCGGAAAACCGUUUCGAUCGUCUCCUGGAUAUUACAGUAACAGAGCCGAUGCGUUCGUUCCGAAGAUGUACGGCAGCGUCUCGCAACACGGCGAGGCAGACGGCUACGGCGCGGAUGCCGUCAAGAGCGAGAACUUCUGUUACGAAGGUCACGGGGAAGGCUACGACCCGCACGCCAUGGCUGAGCUGCCCAUAAAGGUCGAACAGGACUCCGACUCGGAGAACGGCUGCGUUAUCUAUGGACGCUCGUGGGCAGAUCGCGAGCGCUACGUGAACGGUUACGACGGCACGCAGAUGAAAGCGGAGAGCGGAUACUCUGAGCAGUAUUCGCCUUGUCAAAAGUCCAAGGUCAGUCACGGCCACGCGUACGGCAGCCACUAUCAGAACGCUUAUGACGAAACGGCUCGACCUCUCAGGUGCGUCCUGAACAAAGAAGCAGCAAAUAUGAACCCUCCGGAUUCGCUCUGCAGCAGUAUGGACACUUACGCAGACUAUAAAGGAUACGUGCAGCACCAAUACAAACCAGCCUACGAGUUUAAAGGGCUUCAUUGCAUUAAACAAGAGCCCAUGGAUUCUCCGACCUGGCAUGACAGCGCUGUGCACGUUCAGACAAACUGUGUGAUGAACAAUGGCCAGCAGAAGAUCCAUCCUUAUGUCUUCAUGCAGUGAUCUGAUCAGGAGAGGCUUUUUUAUUCUUAAAAACUCACUGAAAUAUUUUGUGAACCAAAAGAAUGCCUUUGAAAACUUAUAAAGUUCUCUCUACGUUGAGAUUCGUAGUAAAGAUUUUGGCCAGGUCAGGUGGUUUAUCUUCGUAGGUGUUUCAGUGCUCAUGGGACAAUUACAACACAUGAACCAAUUAAAACAAGACGGAUAUGAACGAAUGUUAAACAUUUGUCAUGAACAUAAGCAAGUGAUUUCAUGUGGUUUAAGAUUUCAAGUUCAUCUAAGACAAAGACGAACAUUUACAGUAGCUCAAAGACAUGAAGAUGCGUUUGUAGAAUUCAGAUUUGCUGACAAUAGGCCAAUCUGGACCCAUUUUAACAAAACAUUCAAGUUCAGCUUCAUGUUUAUUGUAUUCAGUAUUUAAGGGUGAAAAACUGAAGGAUUUAUGAUGAAAAGAUGUUUUGGGUCAGAGUUAAUUGACUUUACUUGAAAAUAAACGUUCUCGUUUCAUCAUAAUAUAGCAUCAUAAAAGUAAAAGUGGUAUUAAGUUAUCUUAAUACCAGAGGAAAAAAGCUCCUUUAGCUUGAUUGGCAGAUCUUUGUGUUAGCAACACAACCAAAGGUCACGGGUUCAAUUACAGCAAAAUAUAUAUUGAUUGGAUUGUAAUCGAAUGCUUUAGAUAAAACGGCAUAAAUGUAAAUAACAGCGUGAAAUAAUGCUAUUAACAUUGAAUACAUUUCAGCAUUGUGCCUUACAUUGAUUAUUUAAUAAUGUGUGGCUCUGAUGUUUGGGUUUGUAACACACAUUUGCAAUAACAUUUUAAUUAUUCAUUCAGUUAUGAACUUGCACUAGUAGAGCAAACAAAAGAAACUGCCAAGACACGCUGUCCUUUUGACAUGCACAAGAAGAAAACCAUCCCUCCCCUACCAGUUGUUUGCGAAUGUAUUUUUAGCAAUGUUUUGUAUUUAUUGUUUAAUAACAAAUAUUAAAGGCCUUGCACUAUUUCAGGAAGGAUUUUUAACAUGACAUUUUGCCGUCGGCAUUAAGUAGCAGCAAUGACUAUUAACAGACGAUACGAACGGAUGUUUUAACCAAAGCAAAAGCAGUAAUCAAAUGUGUGUGUCUUUGUUAUACUACACAAUAAAUGUCUCGUUCAUAACAGUCU
This is a messenger RNA of Misgurnus anguillicaudatus (oriental weatherfish), 3825 nucleotides long. RefSeq names its product aryl-hydrocarbon receptor repressor a (gene ahrra). Gene Ontology annotation, cellular component: aryl hydrocarbon receptor complex; nucleus. The record is from RefSeq and is a predicted model, not a curated record. Gene Ontology annotation, biological process: response to xenobiotic stimulus; xenobiotic metabolic process; regulation of transcription by RNA polymerase II. Gene Ontology annotation, molecular function: nuclear receptor activity; transcription cis-regulatory region binding; protein dimerization activity. Lineage: Eukaryota; Metazoa; Chordata; Actinopteri; Cypriniformes; Cobitidae.